Rhodotorula graminis WP1 is the source of this 240-nucleotide messenger RNA. RefSeq lists its product as uncharacterized. Lineage: Eukaryota; Fungi; Basidiomycota; Microbotryomycetes; Sporidiobolales; Sporidiobolaceae. The transcript is spliced from 6 exons. Bases 1 to 240 code for a protein of 79 amino acids. The record is from RefSeq and is a predicted model, not a curated record. Gene Ontology annotation, biological process: mitochondrial electron transport, cytochrome c to oxygen.
AUGUUCGCCCGUUCGUCGCUCGUUGCCGCCCGCGCUGCCGCCCGCCGCUCGCCCGCCCAGGCGCGCUCGUUCCACGUCGACAACGUCAUCAACAACACGACGCCGUUCGACCAGACCAACGGCACCAAGCUCGCCAUCUACAUGGUCGCCUUCUUCGGCGGUGGCUUCAGCAUCCCGUUCCUCAGCGGCGCCACGCCUCGCUUGGCACUGGCCUACCAGAUCCGCAAGGCGUCGGCAUAA